AUGCAACCAACCAAAAACGCCUCAGUUGGGGACGUGUUCCGCGUAACCCCAUCACCAUUCGAGCCCAAAACGUCACCAGAAAUGGGACAUUUUAUUCGGGAAGCAAGAAAGCUGACGCGUAACAAUACGUUUAUUGGCCUGGAAGCUGCCAAGGGCGACGGUAGCGAGCGUAUCCGUCUGAACCUGAAUGAAUCGUGGAAUCGUUGGAGCAGUGCCGAAAACUUAGCUGUCAAUCGAUCGGAACGGAGUGCACAUAACAGGGCGCGAGUAGCUCCGUUAAAAUUAGCACAAUUCACCAUUGGACCGGAACCCACCGAGGAUGACAACUCCGGAGCAAAGGAGAAACAACCGAACGAUCGUCGUUGCAGCAUGAUUCCUUUGAUGUGUCAACCGGCGGGGCGUCCCAAAGUGUCACAUGCUCCAGCAGAGAGAGAAAAAAUGCGUAAAACACCUCCAAUUCCUCCGAAAGCACCAGCGAAACAUCAUGCCCACAUCAAAAUCUAUCGAACUGAGCGUUUGCAGGAGAAGAAAAUGGAUAUGGAGCAGCAGUUGGAAGAUAUAAGGGAAAAGUUUGCUGGCGCAGCACGCAACGGACAAAGGGAUAGUCAACAUAUUCGUGAAAUACUUGAGCUCUUAAAAAAGGAGGUGGACGAUUUGAAAUCUACCUGCGCAAAGCUAACGGAAGCUGUGCAGCAAUUAAAGAAUUCGGAUGAUUUAUUCCUGAAAAUGAAACAUGAAGGAGAAUUUUCGUUCUACUCCCGAUCAUAUGAAGUUUCCAAGAAAAUCCUGAGCAAUACUUUUCGCAGAAGAAAGAGCAAUUCUGCCCGUUCCACAAAUUUUGAACCGCACGCGGGAACCGGUGGUGAUCCCGGAGCUUCGAGCGAUACAGCAACCACCAGUCAGAGAGCGAUUGAGCAACCAGUCGUUUCAGACGGGGGUGAUGACCAUCAUCGUCAUGGUCGGCCCAGUAGUGCACCGGAACCGCCAAGGAAUGUAGUGACUUCGCUUUACUACGUGUCGGAAAUACAAUCUCUCGAGAUGGACGACGUUACGCAGGAAAGAAACGACCCUGGCAACCCAUCGUUUAAAACUACCGAACAAGAUUUGUUGACAAAGAAAAAGACCAAAAUGUCCAAAAUUGCUGGCUGGUUUAAAUCGGAUAAGCGCUAG
Anopheles marshallii is the source of this 1170-nucleotide messenger RNA. RefSeq lists its product as uncharacterized. Lineage: Eukaryota; Metazoa; Arthropoda; Insecta; Diptera; Culicidae. The coding region runs from base 1 to 1170 and encodes 389 amino acids. The record is from RefSeq and is a predicted model, not a curated record. The transcript is spliced from 3 exons.